AUGAAGAUUCUUACCAAGGAAGAAGAAGCUAACCAUUACAAUGCCACUUUAAAGGGUGGUAUUGCAGGAGGUCUUCUUGGUCUCGCAGCGGGCGGAUCAGUACUCUAUCUAGCCAACGCCCGAUUCCAUACCAUUCGCGGUCUCACGAUCCCCAUGAAAACUUUCCUUGUCACAUCCGCGGGUACGUUCUCUGCCAUCAUAAGCGCUGAUCGCUCAUCUCGCGCCUACGAAUGGAACCGCGAUCCCGCGCGAAACUACAAAGACAAAUCCACCCUCCUUCUCGAAGAACAAAAGGCCAAUGAAACUAUCGCCCAGCGAUUCAAGGCAUGGGGAAAAGAAAACCGAUAUUCAAUUGUCACCGCAUCGUGGGUGGCUAGUAUGGGAGUGGCAUUUGGAUUAGUAUCGAAAAACAAAUACUUGACUGGGAAACAGAAAUUGGUCCAAGCAAGAGUGUAUGCGCAGGGAUUGACACUUGCAGUAUUGAUUGCAACAGCGGCAUUUGAAAUGGGGGAUGCAAAGAAGGGGACAGGAAGGUGGGAAACGAUUAUGGUGUUGGAUCCGAAUGAUCCGGAACAUAAACAUUUGAUCGAGAAGAAGAUUCAUCAUGAAUCUUACGAGGGAGAAGAUUUAUGGCGUGAUAUGGUAGAAACCGAAGAGCGCCGCAUAGAACAGCGCAAGAGGACAGCGGAAGAAAAACGCCACUCCUCGGGCAAAAUGGCCAAGGGCAAAGAAAACAAAGAUAAAAUCUCUAGCGAGAUGAAGAGUGCAGGCAAAGUAGCAUUUGCAGAUGCCAAGGAAAGAGAAGAUAAGAACCAGGCAGAACAAGCUGAAAAGGAAGCGGAUGCCAGGAAUGAAUCAGCACAGGCGGAACCACAAAUUAAUGGUAGGAAUCAAAAUUAG
This is a messenger RNA of Sclerotinia borealis F-4128, 900 nucleotides long. Lineage: Eukaryota; Fungi; Ascomycota; Leotiomycetes; Helotiales; Sclerotiniaceae. The record is from the annotation of a GenBank genome assembly.